UGUAAUUGUAUGUAGCGAAAAUAUAUCGAUGCGAUGCUACUCACGUAUCAACUUAGCUGCUUCCGUGAUAUAUAACUCUCCACAGAGUACUUUAACGUCAGAAUGUGAUAUUCAUCAGUGAUAAUAGUGUCAUUUAUUUAGCAAAAAACUUUCAAACUUUUUAUAAGUUAUAAAAUGUUGAAAUAUAUUAUAUUUUUUUAUAUUAUGCUUUUUUCGGUAUAUGCCGAAUCAUCCAUUCAAAAUGUAAAACCAACAAAUGUUCUUGGCACUUCUGAUCAGCAUGCGUCUUUCAGUUUUAUUAGACCAGGUUUAAUACAAACAGCUUUUGCUUUUAAUGGUCCUAAUUCACACCAAUCAUUUAGUUCCAAUAUUGGAAAUCUUCAAUUAGCGCAAAGAGUUUUACCAAAUAUUGCUAACGCUCUUGCUUAUAAAAACCCUAGUUUAGGUGUAUUUCCUAUUGCACAUGGCUAUGCAACUGCACCUACUUUUGUUUCUUCUGCACCUACAUCGUUACCAUAUCAAGCUUCUAUUGAUCCAUUUAAUGCUCUAGCAUAUUAUCAACAGUUACAACAAUUUCAACAACCCCAUAUACAUGGCUAUUCACCAGCUAACGCAUAUCAAACACAAUUAGCACAAUUAUUUGCAUUACAGCAAGCUCAAGCUCAAACUCAAUCUCAAGAAAAUGUGCAAGCUACACAGUCUCAUACACAAGUUCAUCCUGAACAAAUUCAGUUACAACAAGAGCAACAACAACAAUCUCAAAAUUUAUUAGGUGUUGCUUAUUCAUCAGCACCAUCAGUAGCACGAGUGAAAGUUUCCGGAAAUGGCUAUAAAUUUGAUUUCUAAGAUAUAUAAGU
This is a messenger RNA of Apis laboriosa (Himalayan honeybee), 857 nucleotides long. RefSeq lists its product as uncharacterized. Bases 175 to 846 code for a protein of 223 amino acids. NCBI's taxonomy places the organism in Eukaryota, Metazoa, Arthropoda, Insecta, Hymenoptera, Apidae. The record is from RefSeq and is a predicted model, not a curated record. The transcript is spliced from 4 exons.